Molecule: messenger RNA, 278 nt
Organism: Staurois parvus
Lineage: Eukaryota; Metazoa; Chordata; Amphibia; Anura; Ranidae
Source: the annotation of a GenBank genome assembly
AUUCAGACCGCUUCUACAAACAUUUGUGAAAGACUGUGCAAUAAGUCCAUCCAUGAAAUUUCUUUGAUACUAAGUAUUCUACGGUCAACUGUUAGUGGUAUUAUAACAAAUUGGAAGCAACUGGGAACAACAGCUACUCAGCCAUGAAGUGGUAGGCCACGUAAAAGGACAGAGAAGGGUCAGUGCAUGCUGAAGUGCACAGUGUGCAGAAGUUGCCAACUGUCUGCAGAGUCAAUAGCUAAAGACCUCCAAACUUCAUUAGCACAACAGUGUGUAGA